Molecule: messenger RNA, 309 nt
Organism: Staurois parvus
Lineage: Eukaryota; Metazoa; Chordata; Amphibia; Anura; Ranidae
Source: the annotation of a GenBank genome assembly
AUGUCAGUACCAAAAGCAGUAACCCCGAGCUACACUUGGGCUUACCAUGCAGCGUUGCAUAGGGAGUCCCUGCAGCACUUACCUUGUCCUUCGCUCUCGCGAUGUGUCCCCUGCAGCGUCCCCGGCCAUCUCCUCCGGCUGAUGCCGGCAUCCGGCUCCUGUGUUCCAGUCCCUGUGACGUCGGGACGUACGGGCGCCACCGGCGGUGGGAAAUGUGAAAAUGUAAAAAAAAAAAAAUUAAAUUUUUUUCAAAACGAUUUUACAUAUGCUCUGUCCUGUCCCCUGUCUGCAUUUUGACUGUUGUUUCUG